Siniperca chuatsi (mandarin fish) is the source of this 2783-nucleotide messenger RNA. RefSeq names its product olfactory receptor 2AT4-like. The record is from RefSeq and is a predicted model, not a curated record. Gene Ontology annotation, cellular component: membrane. Lineage: Eukaryota; Metazoa; Chordata; Actinopteri; Centrarchiformes; Sinipercidae. Gene Ontology annotation, biological process: G protein-coupled receptor signaling pathway. Gene Ontology annotation, molecular function: G protein-coupled receptor activity; olfactory receptor activity.
GGUGAAUCUGCAGAGUUUGCUGCCACACUGUUUGAGAAAGGUGUUUAGGAAAUUUCUACUCCAUCAUGGCAGAGGGAAAUCAUAGCAUUGUGACUGAAUUCAUCCUUACUGGAUUCCCUGGACUUCAUCCAGAGUACCAAGGCCUUGCCUCAGCUGUAUUGUUCUUAGUUUAUUUCUUAACUUUGACAGGCAAUGCUACAGUUCUUUUAUUUGCAACCAAUCGCAGCCUUCAUAAGCCAAUGUAUUAUAUAAUUCUAAAUCUGAGUGCAUGUGACAUUCUCUUUAGCACAACCACCUUACCUAAGAUCAUUGGUAAGUAUUGGUUUCAAUCAGGGACCAUUUCAUUCACUGCUUGCUUUGUCCAAAUGUACUUUGUUCACUAUCUUGGCACAGUGAAUUCCUAUAUUCUUUUCCUAAUGGCUUUAGAUAGGUAUUUGGCUAUCUGCCAUCCUCUCAGAUAUCCACUUAUUCUUAAAAACUCCACCAUCCACAUUCUCAGUAUUAGUGCAUGGGUUAUUGCUAAGGCUGGCCCUUUAAUGUUAGUUAUAAGGGCAUACCCUCUUCCUUACUGUGCCUCAAACAAAAUCGACCACUGCUAUUGUGAUCAUAUUGGUAUAACAAUGCUGGCAUGCACUGACAGGGCCCCUUAUGGUUUUCCUGCUUUUGUGUUUGCAAUGGUUACGCUACUGGUACCUCUAGCAUUUAUAAUCUUCUCAUAUUGCUCUAUAAUUAUAACAGUGCUUAAGAUAGCAAAUGUACAAGGUCGCCUAAAAUCUCUGUCCACUUGUAGUACUCAGUUGAUUAUAAUAUCUCUCUAUUAUUUACCCAGAUGUUUUGUAUAUUUAGCCAGCAAUGUUGGCAUUAAUUUUAAUGCUGAUGUGCGAAUAGUAAUUAUCAUGUUGUAUAGCCUUUGCCCCCCCAUGAUUAAUCCACUUAUAUACUGCUUAAGAGCUAAAGACAUGAGAGAAAGCUUGUGGAAGCAAUUCAACAGAAGGAACGUUCCACAAAAAGCACAAGUUUCAGCUAUUAGUAACUGAUAAACCAAUGCAUUAUUCAAUGUUUUUCCUUUCUUCUUAUCAGCCAUCUCUCUUUGUGAGGACUGGAAAGUUUCAUAAAAGGUACUGAUUGGGGACAAAUGGAAAGCCAAAGCUAUCACAAUGUUAACCAUAUUAUUUUAAUUUAAAGGAAGUCCAUUCUUAGAGGGAGGUAAAAGGUUUAAAACAAAUAAUGCCAUUUAUGUCAUUAUUACAAAAAUGUUCAGUGAUUUCUGUUGCAGGGUACAGAGGAAAACAGCCUAAAAUGGUUUUGCAAAUGUUUUCUGGCCUGUGACCCCAUUGUUAGGUUUAUCGCUCUUAUUGACCCCAGCAAUUACUGUAGAGACCUGUCAUGUUGUAAUGUGAAUUGGAUUGUGUCAUGUAUUUUACUGUCAGAGUACAAAGUGAGCUCAAAAUGGAUUAUAGAGAAUGAAGGUAUAUUUCAAUCCACUAUGUUGUAUUUUUAUUACUAAAUUAAUUAAAUAAAAUAUAUAUAUAUCAAUUAUUAAUAAAUUGUAUCAGUCUUUUAAAUCUCCUUGGACCUGAACUGUUUAUCAAGCAUCCCCUAAGAUUGUUAAAUUCUGACCUACACUUUAUCUUAAGUCCGACAAUGUCUCACACAGGUUUCCAGUUUAUGCAGUUGUUGCCAGGUCAAAAACAACUGCCUGGAAGUGGGAGUGUAGUCAAAAUCACACAGUGCCAAAUCCAAAAUGAUCCUUGCCUGCUCCUUCUUAACAGAAUAAUUUACCUUGUCUUUUGACCUCCAGCAGAGAAAUUAGGUUUUCUCCACGACAAAACCCACUAGUACAAGAAAUAUAUACUGUCCCACAGGUCAAAUAAAUACUGCUUAUCAAGUGUCUAUUCUACAAGGUAACUGUAAUGGUCUGUUUCAUAUUCUGUUUAGAUUUUUGAGGAGAAAUGUUUAUAUUGUCUUCUUUCUUUCUUUCAAGAAGAAAAGAAUGGACUGUAUUGGACUGUAAUCAGAGGAUAAAAUCAUUGUAAUGGAUGUCUAACACUGCGAUAAGUAAUAAAUGACAACAGAAGUAGGAUUGAGCGGACACAUGCUCUGGAACCAGCCCAUCCACAGAUUUUGAGACAUUUUAAAAGAACAGUAUCCCAUAAUGUUUUACUAAAAUUCAAUUCAAUUGUCAAACAAAAAUAUAUGUUUUUAAAAUAUACAAUUUUUAUACAAAUAUAGUUAUAAUCAUCUUUGUGUUAAAAAUGAUAAAGUGCUGGACUUCAUGUACGUAAACGACAUAAACGUCACCUGGUUCACUGUCUCCUCCGCGGCCUCUCUGCUCUGCUGUCCGCUCUGUGUGUGUGUUGGAGCAGAGCCCUGCCCUUGGUCAAACACGCAGAGGAGAGGACAGAGAAGCUAGAGUGACCAUAUAAUAUUUUUUCACCAUGGAUCCCCUCCAAAAUGUAAUGGGUUCUUCCUUGGCCCAUGCUACACACUUCCACCAAAUUUCAUGAAAAUUGGGCCAGUAGUUGCAGGUAUUUCUGCCUCCAGAGCUGUAGAAUCUGGAUCUAUGAUUGCAAGCCACCUACUGCCCCAUGGUCCUGAUCAACAACCAGUACUACAAAUAUCAUUAUUAGUCAUAUUAUUAUUAGUCUUAUUAUUAGUAUCUUUAUUAGUAGUAUUUUAAAAUUAUAUUGGAAAUUGCAAUGUGCUUGCCUCCUGCUCUCUCUCGAAAGUUUUUCCUUGCCACUGUUGCCAAGUGCUUGAUCUUGGUGGGAAUUGUUGGGUCU